AUGUUUUUACAGGACAAUCGAUCAAGACGAUCAGCAGCAGAUACCUCAGUAAAUAAUGCAGAACGUCCAACACACAAUUCACAACAACGACCCAGUGGUGGAGGGGGUGAUGGGGGAGAGGAAGAAGAAGAAGAAUCGUUUAUGUAUGGAGCUAAUAGUGUUAUUAUGUUAUUUGUACCUGUUACACUAUGUAUGGCUGUAGUAGUAGCUACUAUUAGUUCAGUCACAUUUUAUACAGAGAAAACUGAUGGUUAUCUUAUUUACACUCCAUUUCAUGAUAAAACAGAUGAUACUGGAACUAAACUCUGGCAGUCAUUUGCUAAUGCCUUUAUAUUAUUGGGUGUUAUCUGUGUUCUCACCAUUUUCCUACUGUUACUCUAUAAAUUUAGAUGUUAUAAGGUAAUCCAUGGUUGGCUGAUUGUAUCAUCUUUAAUGUUAUUGUUUUUGUUUUCGUACAUCUAUCUUGGUGAAGUAUUGAGAGCCUAUAAUGUACCAAUGGAUUAUGUAACAGUUAUUAUACUAAUGUGGAACUUUGGUGUAGUGGGUAUGGUGUGUAUACAUUGGAAAGGGCCAUUAUUACUACAACAGGCCUAUCUGAUUAUGAUCAGUGCCCUGAUGGCUCUAAUAUUUAUUAAAUAUUUACCAGAUUGGACAACCUGGGUAGUACUUGGUGUAAUGGUAGUUUGGGAUUUGGUGGCUGUAUUGUGUCCUAAAGGUCCAUUAAGAGUUUUAGUAGAAACAGCACAAGAAAGAAAUGAACCAAUUUUUCCUGCUUUAAUUUAUUCCUGUAAAUGCAAUACUCGUUAUUCAAGUCCCAUGACUGCUAGUACAGAGUCCACUAGAGCCAGGAAUGCUGUUCAAGCAUUGAAUACUACCAAUAAUUACCAAACUAUAGCAGAUCCUGAUAGACCUCCUGGUACUGCCACUCCGAAUCAACGAUCUAGUACCAACUCACAACCUCAAACACAAGAUGAAGAAGAACGUGGUGUUAAGCUAGGUUUAGGUGACUUUAUAUUUUAUGGUGUUUUAGUGGGUAAAGCAUCUUCCUAUGGUGACUGGAAUACAACAUUGGCUUGUUUUGUGGCUAUAUUGAUUGGGUUGUGUUUCACACUGUUACUUCUGGCAAUAUUUAAAAAAGCAUUACCAGCUUUACCUAUCUCUAUAACAUUUGGUUUAGUCUUUAACUUUGCUACAAGUUCAUUGGUACAACCAUUUAUGGACAGUUUAGCUGCUGAACAGGUGUAUCUUUAA
Messenger RNA from Lottia gigantea (owl limpet), 1251 nucleotides. RefSeq lists its product as hypothetical. The coding region runs from base 1 to 1251 and encodes 416 amino acids. The record is from RefSeq and is a predicted model, not a curated record. Gene Ontology annotation, molecular function: aspartic endopeptidase activity, intramembrane cleaving. Gene Ontology annotation, cellular component: lysosomal membrane; membrane raft; nucleus. Gene Ontology annotation, biological process: Notch receptor processing; negative regulation of apoptotic process; calcium ion transport. Lineage: Eukaryota; Metazoa; Mollusca; Gastropoda; Lottiidae. The transcript has 8 exons.